AAAUCUUUUUUUUUCUUGUGUCUGAGAGUACAUCCAUGCAUAUAUGUAUAUAUCUUGUGUAUCUUCAACAGAAGAAUUGCAGUUGGUCGUAACGCGAUGCAAGGAAUGGCAAAAAUUUGGAAGAGCAAAGCUGUUAGCGUCGCAACAAAGAUCCGAAUAACCGACGCAAUCAUUUUCCCCGAUCUCCACGUACGCGUGUGAAAGCUGGACACUCAAGAAGGCGGGACAGAAGGAAAAUCGACGCUUUCGAACCAUGGCGUUGGAGGCGAAUGCUGCGCGUGCCACGGACAGCCAAGGUCACAAACAAGACGAUCCUAGAGCGAGUCAAAACAAAGAUAUUGCUGGAGGGCAAAAUCACCAAGCAGCGGCUCCUGUGCUUUGGUCAUAUCACGCGAGCUAAUUCCUUGGAAACAGCAUUAAUGCUUGGCAUAGUCAGUGGGAGGAGAAGAAGAGGACGUCCAAGAACACGCUGGCUGGACAUCAUUAAGGCCGACACGAACGUGCCCUUGAAAGAAUUAGAAGACAUGGUCAAAAAUCGUAAAGCGUGGAGAAUGAUGAUCCAGAAAGUGGCCGAAAGUCGGCCUCGACUGAACGAGCUCAAGCCCGAGGUCCCGGCACCGGCCGAGCCCUCCUCCCCGUUGGACCUUCGCACGGACGGCAGGAUGCUGGCCCUGGGAGGCGACUCGGAGGCGUGGGAGCGCCGCCUGCAGCAGGAGCUGCUGCUCAUACAGAAGCAGCAGCAGAUCCAGAAGCAGCUCCUCAUCAGCGAGUUCCAGAAGCAGCACGAGAGCUUGACCCGGCAGCACGAGGCCCAGCUGCAGGAGCACCUGAAGCUGCAGCAGGAACUGCUGGCCAUGAAGCAGCAGCACGAGCAGCUGGAGGAGAAGCGCAAGCUGCAGCAGCGGAGCCACGAGCUGCCGGAGGAGACGCAGGAGGAGCAGCAGGAGCAGGAGAUGGAGAUGGAGAAGGAGCGCCAGCGCAGGGAGAAGCACCUCCUCGUCCUGAGGAACAAGGAACGCGCCCGAGAAAGUGCCAUGGCCAGUACCGAGGUGAAGCAGAAACUCCAGGACUUUCUGCUGAACAAACCGGCUAAGGAGCCCAUCUCCAACGGGCCCGGCCACGGCGGCAGCCAGCGGCCCAAGCUCUGGUACAUGUCCGCCCCACCCGUUUCCCUGGAGCAGAGCCCCCCCAUGCUGGGCAAGGCUUCGCCCACCUACAGGGCCGCCCUCCCCAUGGCGCCGGACGGCAAGGACAGUUUCCCCCUGAGAAAGACGGCCUCGGAGCCCAACCUGAAGGUGCGGUCGCGGCUGAAGCAGAAGGUGUCCGAGAGGAGGAGCAGUCCGCUGAUGCGGCGGAAGGACGGCAGCGUUGUCGUGGCGCCCUACAAGAAGAGAGCGCUGGAGUUCGCAGACACCAUAGCCAGCAGCAGCGCCCCCGGCUCUGGACCCAGCUCUCCCAGCGGAGCGUGUAGCGCCUUGGGGGUGGAGAACGGGACGUCCUCCCCGCCCGGCACAGCGCAGACCGAGCGCCUGCUCUCGCAGCAGAGGAUCGCGAAGCCCAAGGAGUCGCUGUCUUUGCUGAGCCUCUACACUUCGCCGUCUCUGCCCAACAUCACCCUGGGUCUGCCCUCCGUGCCCUCGCCCAUCCGCGCUGCUACAGCUCUGAAGGAGAGGCCCGUCGACACCGGCAGCGGAGGGUCCAGUAGACAGGUGCUGCCGGGACACUUCCUGGGUGCGAUGCCACCGGUUGCCUUGGAAACCAAAGUCAACAGCAGCCACCAGGCCCUCCUGCAGCACCUGCUUCUCAAGGAGCAGAUGAGACAGCAGAAGAUUCUCUCUCCAGGGCUCGGGAGUGUUUCGGUGCUCUCCCCGUCCCCGCUGUCCCUGAGAGACCGCCCAUCCUCCUCGGCGCGCUCCAAACUGCCCCGGCACCGGCCCUUGAACCGCACCCAGUCGGCCCCGCUGCCCCAGAGCACGCUGGCCCAGCUCGUCAUCCAGCAGCAACACCAGAACUUUGUGGAGAAGCAGAAGCAGUACCACCAGCAGGUCCACAUGAACCAGAUGCUGUCCCAGUCCAUCGAGCAGCUCCGGCAGCCGGGCGCCCACCUGCAGGAAGAGGAGGAAGACGAGCGCAUGGAGGCGUGCGUGCGGGACGCUCUGACCCCUGGUGGCGUCAUCCGGAAGCACAGCCAGAGCAGCAGCACCUGUAGCUCGGACGGAGAGCUGCCGGAAGCUCACCACGGAGCGGUCCGGGUGAAGGAGGAGCCCCCCGACAGCGACGACGAGUGCCUGGCGCGGGACAGAGUCCGCCUGCAGCAGGCCGCGGGGGACGACGCCCCCCGGAGGCUGGUCAUCAGAGCCAUCAUGUAGAAGCGAGAGAGCGACACACGCAUUCAUCCAGACAUGACACACACACACAGAGGGAAGACUCGGACUCCCUUCUGAACGCACAGGUUCGCAAAGUGUAGAAAAAAACAACGAAAAAGAGAAAAUACUCAACGGUGGCUCAGUUAGCACAUCCCUCCUCGGUAGGCGAUCUCCGCGCGGCAGCGUCCGUGGCUCCGCCCCUCCCGCCCGACCCCGCGGUGCAGGCGCGUGUACAAACCGCAUGGACUAAGAGCGUCCGCUUGUGAACUUGUGACGUGAACCCCGUUCCGUGUGCAGUAGUGACCCACGUGUGAAGUCGUGCGCAGCUUUGGCCCCCUCCCCCCCCCCCCCGCGUGUAGUCUCUGUCCGUGUCGCCGGAGAUCCCGCGGCGCCGAGGACGGUUCGCUCAUUAACCCGGUGUCUCCAUCCCGUUUCCUGGGGCUUAAUUGAUUUUUCUUCCCCCCAUUAUGUGAAUUGUAACUGUGAGAUGCCAACAUGUUCAUAAUACACACAUCAGUAAAGGACAUUCCGCAGAAAUGUGUUACACUUGUUCUCGUUCAGUCGUGUCGCUAUCGUACUCCAAAUCCAGUCGAUUUACGCAGCCGGUAGUUGUCCGAAACCCCCGAGCUCCUCGCGCUGGAGGACAUUUCAGUGGCGCGGUUCACCUCGCUAAGGGUGCGCGCCAAGCCCCCCGUGGGACGCGAACCUAUAUCGCUCUGCCCCGAAAUCCGCUUCCUUAAAUCCGAUACAUAAAUUCUGCCGCGACAAAAUUCUCCGAGACGUCGUGCACGAGCCGCGUCUGUAGCGACCGCUCACUUUAUAUUUUGCCCGCUUUCGCUGGCGGUCUCUCGAGACGUCCUUUUAUCCUGCGCGGAGUGAUUUAACGCAGCCACCGAGAGCUGCCCGAGCGCUUCGGUCGCGCCGCAGCACACCUAGGCCUUUUUGGGGCUCCGUGCGGAGGAAAGGAAAGCCUCUCCGUGUCGAAACUUGAGGUGGCGAAAACAAGCACCGGGCACCGGGCCCCCGGCCCCCGCUCCCUUUUCCCUCGGGGGCCCCGAAUCAAAGCCCCGCCGCGUCGCGGCCGCUCCGUUUUCCAGCAGAGGAGUCGGCGAGCGAGGCCGGGCAGGAAAUGCCUUCUGGAAGCACGGAGUCGGCGUGAUUCAUGCAGGAAUGUGGACGGUUCGCGGAGUCGCCGGGGGCCGGGCCCCAGAUUUGAUUCACUGUCGGGGGAUAACAGGCAGCGCAGCGCGAGCGGCGAAGAGGCUGACUAACCUUGCUAGGCGAAGCGUUUCCUGCGCGAUGCCCCUCCCCCCUCCCCCUGCUCCUCGUCCCUGUCCCUGUCCCUGUCCCUGUGCACGGGGCCUGUCUGAGUCACCGCAGGUAGGCAGCCAGGGCGCACACACCCCUCCCCGCAUCUGCGCUCUCCUUGCUCGGGUGCUUAAUUGUGAUGAAUCUUUCCGGAGCGGCAGACUGGAGGUUGUCUCUUUUCGACGGGGCUGCGGCGCACUCCCACGGGCAGACCUCCGAGAGGCAGAGGUCAUUCCGAGGGCACCUGGAGCGGAACGCGAGAGCCGUCGAUCGGCACAGCAAGGGCCAUCUGCGCGCCGCGUGCUUAGCUCGUCCGGUCGACACUUUCCCUCCGUUACUUCUCAAAAUAGCGGCGGAGCUCCCAGAGAAUCUCCGCCUAAUAUCUGACUCCGCACAGGAUUCCUUUAACGACGCCGGCGGGGCGCCGACGCUCAGCUCUUCUCUAACGUUGAUGUAUAGAUGGGAUAUCCUGGCCUCUGUACUUUGCUAUGUAUUUGUGACCUUUAUUUUCCUGCACUUACAAUUUGUUUUUCUAAAUAAAGUAUGUUU
This is a messenger RNA of Scleropages formosus (Asian bonytongue), 4223 nucleotides long. RefSeq names its product histone deacetylase 9-B. The coding region runs from base 270 to 2369 and encodes 699 amino acids. NCBI's taxonomy places the organism in Eukaryota, Metazoa, Chordata, Actinopteri, Osteoglossiformes, Osteoglossidae. The transcript is spliced from 11 exons. The record is from RefSeq and is a predicted model, not a curated record.